Molecule: messenger RNA, 2802 nt
Organism: Penicillium taxi
Lineage: Eukaryota; Fungi; Ascomycota; Eurotiomycetes; Eurotiales; Aspergillaceae
Gene: farA
Product: CeGAL family transcription factor
Exons: 6
Coding region: 1-2802 (933 amino acids)
Biological process (GO): DNA-templated transcription; regulation of DNA-templated transcription
Molecular function (GO): DNA binding; zinc ion binding; DNA-binding transcription factor activity, RNA polymerase II-specific
Source: RefSeq, a predicted model, not a curated record
AUGAACACCUUCGAGUCGCAUUCCGACCCAUCGGCCAACCAACCCAGUCCUGCUGUCAGUGCCGCCGAUUCUUCAGGAACCCCUAUUGCGGCUGCUAAUGGCCCUGGUGGACAAGGGCUUAGUUUUAGGAGACAACGCGCAUCACGCGCGUGUGAGGUCCGCUGUGAUGCCGCUAGCCUCGGAGUCCCAUGUACAAACUGUGUCGCAUUCUCAAUAGAAUGCAAGAUCCCAACCCCCAAAAGAAAAAAGACUCAAUCGAAGGCCAAGGACGACGGUCGGUACGUCGACAGCCCACCCCAGAAUGAUCCCUCGCUCGUCGACCCUGCGAUUCCGCACUUCCAAUCCACCAGUGCCGGCCCUACUGAAGCUGCACCGAACGAACAAUCUCGAUCCCUGGGCUUGGAGCAGAAGGGGAACCAUGAAUUUAGUUACCAUAAGAGUCGGAUGAGCUCCAAUGGCAUGCCUGCCACAUCUUUCACGGAGACGGAGGCCGCGCAACAAAACUCGAGUGAAAACGUCUAUGCCCAAUUCAUGAAACCCAAGUUUGCCCGUGCUCCGAUCAAAGAAGCGGGGCGCGUGGCGUAUCUUGGGGAGUCGUCGAACUUGUCGCUACUGGUCCAGGAUCGCCAUGGAACAUCGAAUGUUGUGCACUACCCACUUCCACCAAAUAUUCGAGGCUCCCGAGCGCGGCUCACGGAUCUGGAACCUCUCGAGAUUGAUAUUCUUCACCAGCGAGGAGCAUUUCUACUCCCACCGAAACCUCUAUGCGAUGAAUUGGUCGAUGCCUAUUUCAAAUGGGUUGCGCCCGUGGUGCCCAUCAUCAACCGCAGCCGCUUUAUGCAUCAUUACCGCGACCCUAAGGACCCUCCUUCACUCCUCCUACUACAAGCAAUACUCCUGGCUGGCUCAAGGGUUUGUACCAACCCGCAGCUCAUGGAUGCGAAUGGAUCCACUACCCCUGCUGCGAUGACCUUCUAUAAACGCGCCAAGGCUCUUUAUGAUGCUAACUACGAAGAUGAUCGUGUUACGAUUGUGCAAGCAUUGGUACUGCUGGGCUGGUACUGGGAAGGACCUGAGGAUGUCACCAAGAACGUAUUCUAUUGGACCCGGGUGGCCAUGGUUGUUGCCCAGGGAUCGGGAAUGCACCGCAGUGUGGAAACAUCUCAGCUCAGCAAACCUGAUAAGAGGCUUUGGAAGCGAAUUUGGUGGACGCUUUUUACUCGGGAUCGAUCCGUAGCUGUAGCGCUAGGACGACCAAUCGGUAUCAAUACAGAUGAUUCCGACGUGGAGAUGGUGACGGAAGACGAUUUUAUUGAAGAUGAGGUUGAUAUGCCAGCCGAGUACCCACCAGAGCCAGUGCAUGUGCAGUUCUUCCUGCAAUACGUCAAGCUGUGUGAGAUCAUGGGGUUGGUUCUUUCACAACAGUACUCUGUAGCAUCAAAAGCACGACGCACAAAUGCGAUGGAUCUGACACAUUCGGAUAUGGCUCUGGCAGAUUGGCUCCAGAACUGCCCCAAGGAAGUCUGUUGGCAGCAAUCUCGACACCAUUUCUGGGCGGCUUUACUUCACUCCAACUAUUACACCACGCUAUGCCUUCUGCAUAGAGCCCAUAUGCCUCCUGCAUCCUCUGCGCCCAAUAGUUACCGAAACGAGGAAAUGGCGUAUCCUUCACGCACCAUUGCUUUCCAAGCUGCAGGUAUGAUGACUUCUAUCGUCGAGAACUUGCAGGCUCAUGAUGAAUUGCGAUAUACUCCUGCAUUCAUUGUAUACAGUCUUUUCUCUGCCUUAAUCAUGCACGUGUAUCAGAUGCGCUCGUCAGUCCCCACAAUUGUGGCAACGUGCCAGGAGCGAAUCAACGUCUGUAUGGCUGCCUUGAAAGAUGUUUCGAAGGUAUGGCUAGUGGCAAAGAUGGUCGAUACGCUCUUCGAGUCCAUUCUCGGCAACAAGAUUCUCGAGGAACGACUUCAAAAAGCCGCUGGCACACGACACCGACGGAGACCUCAUGAGAAUCCUGCAACUGUAAGGAAACCGGACCCUUUAAAACGCAAAUUUGAUGACAUGGACCUUGGCUUGUCUAAUGGUGGUCCGACACCUCCCAUGUCGUAUGAACGCUCGCGUCCUCAAACACCUGCGGUGACGCCCUCUCGAGAACUCAACCAGCCUCAGACUCAGCCUCCAACGGGCCACUCCACCCCUAAUCCCCACCGUGGACUACAAGACCCAGGUCCCAUUCCUAUCAACUCUCGAGGGAAUACCCGUCCAACUACACCGUUUAAUGCACAGUUUUCUCUGCCCGCUACACCUCCCGAUUUCUUCCUUGUGACUCGUGCCUCGCCGAACCUAUCUCCAUCACUGUGGGAGAACUUCCAGCCAGACCAACUCUUCCCAGAUGGCACAGCAAUAUUUUCCGAACUGACAUCGCCCCCACCAGGGACUGUAGACCCGCAACUACAAGUGCCUCAAAUACACCCUCCGAUGGGCCCACGGCAGAUGAUGGGUAAUCAACAGCCGUCGGCUAUGCCGAGUCGUAGCAUGCCUGGUCCCCAGGCUAGCCCACAGAUGAUGUCGGGAGUGCCAGCCGGUAUGGGCAUUCCGCCGGGCCAAGGACCAGUGUAUGGAAUAGAAGGCUCACCAUGGCCGAUGCCAGUUUUAGACGGAACCAUGAAUGGAGCAGCGCUGGACGCUGCCAGCCAAGAUGACAACUGGAGUAGCAGUUCGCGCAGCGGCCCAACUGCACCAACAGCGUUGAACGUUGAAGAUUGGUUCCAAUUCUUUGGCAUCAACGGUAACUUUGGCGUAUAA